This is a messenger RNA of Staurois parvus, 358 nucleotides long. The record is from the annotation of a GenBank genome assembly. Lineage: Eukaryota; Metazoa; Chordata; Amphibia; Anura; Ranidae.
UCACGGAUAGGAGGCACUGAUAGACAACACUGAUAGGUGGCACUGACUGGCAUCACUGCUGGGCACUGACUGGCGGCACUGCUGGGCACAGGUGGGUGGCACUGCUGGGCACAGGUAGGUGGCACUUCUGGGCACAGGUUUGUGGCACUGCUGGGCUGCACUGAUGGGUGGCACUGGUGGGCACAGGUGGGUGGCACUGCUGGGCACAGGUAGGUGGCACUGCUGGGUGGCACAGGAGGGUGCACUGCUGGGCACAAGUGGGCGCACUGCUGGACACAGGUGGGUGCACUGCUGGGCACAGGUGGGCGGAACUGGUGGGUGGCACUGCUGGGCACUGAUCAUCAGUGCCCUGAUGAUC